Messenger RNA from Raphanus sativus (radish), 1576 nucleotides. RefSeq names its product cyclic dof factor 3. The record is from RefSeq and is a predicted model, not a curated record. Lineage: Eukaryota; Viridiplantae; Streptophyta; Magnoliopsida; Brassicales; Brassicaceae. Gene Ontology annotation, molecular function: DNA binding; DNA-binding transcription factor activity. The transcript has 2 exons. Gene Ontology annotation, biological process: regulation of DNA-templated transcription. Bases 181 to 1488 code for a protein of 435 amino acids.
UCUUUCAACACUUCACCUCCAUAUCUCUCCUCCUCCCCCAAAUCUCCCAAAAACACACACACACACACAAAUAUUUUAUAAAAAAGAAAACAAAUAUUUCCACAGAGUAAGAAGAAUCAGAGACUGCCCCGCGAGCUUUUCUUUCUUUUUUUCACACCUCUGUUUUUGAUUAAAGAAGAAAUGAUGAUGGAAAGUAGAGAUCCAGCUAUUAAGCUCUUCGGUAUGAAAAUCCCUUUCCCGGCUGUUUUUGAACAACCGUUGACGGUGGCGGUGGUUGAGGAAGAGCAUACCGGCGGAGAUGAUAAAUCACUAGAGAAGGUAACUACAGAGCAAGUAACUCCAGAGUUAUCAGAGAAGAAGAAUAACUGUAACAACAACAACAAUCUGAAUGAUUCAAAACCCGAGACAGGGGACAAAGAGGAAGAGGCGACAUCAACUGAUGAUCAGACAGAGAGCGAUCAGCAGACAACAGAAGACGGUAAAACCCUGAAGAAACCAACCAAGAUUCUGCCUUGUCCCAGGUGCAAAAGCAUGGACACCAAGUUCUGUUAUUACAACAACUACAACAUCAACCAGCCUCGCCAUUUCUGCAAGGCCUGUCAGAGAUACUGGACCGCCGGAGGCACCAUGAGGAACGUACCCGUCGGUGCUGGACGCCGCAAGCACAAAAGCUCCUCCUCUCAUUACCGUCACAUCACCAUCUCCGAGGCUCUCCAGGCUGCAAGGCUCGAUCCCGGCUUACAAUCCAACACACGUGUCCUGAGCUUUGGUUUACAAGCUCAUCAGCAGCACGCUGCUCCCAUUACCCCUGUGAUGAAGCUACAAGGAGACCAGAAAGUCCAAAACGGAGCUAGAAACGGGUUAGCGGAUCAGCGGGUUGAGAAUGGAGAUGACUGCUCAAGUGGAUCCUCUGUGACUACUACCUCAGUGGAUGAAACAAGAGCACAGAACUGCAGAGUUGUUGAACCACAAAUGAACAGCAACAACAACAUGAAUGGUUAUGCUUGCAUCCCUGGUGUACCAUGGCCCUACACGUGGAAUCCAGCGAUGCCUCCACCAGGUUUUUACCCACCUCCAGGGUAUCCAAUGCCGUUUUACCCUUACUGGACCAUCCCAAUGCUACCACCGAAUCAGUCCUCAUCACCUAUAAGUCAAAAGGGUUGGAGUCCAAACUCUCCCACUCUAGGGAAGCACUCGAGAGACGAGGAACCUUCAAGAAAGGGCGAUGAAACAGAGAGGAAACAGAGGAACGGGCGGGUUAUAGUCCCCAAAACGUUGAGAAUAGACGAUCCUGACGAAGCAGCAAAGAGCUCUAUAUGGACAACAUUGGGAAUCAAGAACGAAGGUUCGAGAUUGGGAAGCAAAGGCGGUGGUAUGUUCAAAGGGUUUGAUCAGAAGACGAAGAAGAGUAACAACGAGAACCCUCCUCUUCUUUCUGCUAACCCUGCUGCUCUAUCGAGAUCACUCAAUUUCCAAGAACGGGUCUAGAGUUGAUAUACGUAUGUGUGUAUAUAUAUAUAUAUGUAUGAUUGUUUGUAUAUACAUUUUAUUGGAGAAUGAAGGUUUUGAGACUCUU